Molecule: messenger RNA, 685 nt
Organism: Chinchilla lanigera (long-tailed chinchilla)
Lineage: Eukaryota; Metazoa; Chordata; Mammalia; Rodentia; Chinchillidae
Product: protein FAM220A-like
Exons: 1
Biological process (GO): negative regulation of transcription by RNA polymerase II; protein dephosphorylation
Cellular component (GO): nucleus
Molecular function (GO): STAT family protein binding
Source: RefSeq, a predicted model, not a curated record
CAAGGGGCUGACCCGCACGCUGCUCAUCUUCUUCGAUCUGGCCUGGCGGCUGCGCAUCAACUUCCCCUACCUUUACAUCGUGGCUUCCAUCAUGCUCAACGUGCGCCUGCAGGUUCAUAUUAAGAUCCACUGAAGCCCAUCCCCUCCCUACAGAAGUGUCACCCUAGGCCCACCACCGCAGAGGACACAAAGCAUGAAGGACAGAAGAGGGACCCUCAACACCUGCAUGGCCAGAGCGAAGGGGAAGGGAGGAGAGGACUGGGACAGACUGUCACACAGCCUCAAGAGGAGCACACAGAAGGGGAGCCCUCGGCCUGCAGACUCCCCUUCCUGGCUGAAUAUGCCUGCAGUUGACAGAAAUGGAAAUGCACGGAGCGAGGUGCUAUCCUCGAAGAUGAAGGAUGGGCUGAGUGAGGCCGGCCUCCUGCUUCCCACUGGUGACAGGGCGUUUCUGUAUUUGAAGGGAUCCAUGGGAAGAAAUUCAGCCCCUGCAGCAGUUCCCAGCAAGGCUGUGGGUCUGUGUCCAGUCCCUGUAUCUGUCCCUGUGGGAGAGUGCCUUGCUGCACUGUCCCACGGCAUCAGGGAAGCUCUGCAGAGGAACUGGCCAGAAAGAGGCCCUGGAGCCGUGGACGGCCACAGAGGACAGUGCUCCAGUGGAGAGCCCUGGGUGUCAGUGUGGCCAGGC